AUCGAACGGCAGUCUGCAGUGUAGGUACGGUGAGCGUCGCGACGUCCGCGUCGCUGCUGCUUUUUCGCGGACGGUGGGCGUACCGUGGCGAUGUGCACGACAAUACAACCAUCCGUCUCUCACGCACCCUCGAAAACAGCCGUUUCUGUCGCCCUCUCGGCGCCCGAUCUGUGCCAAAUUUAAGCCCCUUCUAGCCCCACUGGAUACCUUUUCUACGCGACUUUUUUACAGAUAAUUAAGCAAAAUGCCUCAAGGCCCCAUGUCGAGCCCUUUGAUGAAGCCGUUCGUGGUGUUGGCACUUCCUGGCAUGUACCUCUUCUACAAGUACAACCAGUACAAGCGCCGCCGGAAGGAAAACGCCAAACGCCGGCUCACCGAACGCGAGCUGCAGCACCUCAACAACAAAAUUGAUAAGCUACUGAGCAAGCUGGAGGAGAGCGAACCCGAAAUGGCGAGUUGCCAGGAAGAAGAGUGUGUGAUUUGCAUCAACGCCAAAGCCACCAUGCAAACGGCCCCUUGCGGGCACCAGGUCGUCUGCAGGAAGUGCUUCGUGAAGACGAUUCAAAUCGCCGUCUCGCAGCGACUCCUUCCGUUGCGUUGCGUCAUCUGCCGAGCGAAAAUCCUGAGAUUAAAAACGGGCCCCAUCCUGCCCUCUUCGGCCAGUGGUUACUCGGUCAACUCCCGUUCCUCGUCGGUGCCCCAGUCCGACAGCUUGUACAGCGUCAGCAGCGGCGGCUCGUCCGUUUCUUCCACUUCUUGUUCUUCCGACGGUAGCAGGAAGUCUUCGGCGUGCUGCGGCGGCCGCUGCAUGGGGGCCUACCCCCGGCAGCCCGCCACCGGGGCCAUCAGGCGCUCGCAGCAGCACGCCAUGAAGAUAAGACUGCAGGAGUACUGCCAUCCGGAAAAGGGGAACAUUAACAGACUUCCCCCCAUAAGGGAGUUGCCCGGGCAAAGUCCCAGCCACAACACGCCCCCGGCUUCCACUAGGAUAAGAUGUGCCCAGAAGAUCGUGACCCAGCUGGAGUCGGUGCCGCUGUUGGGCAAGAGCCGAAACAAAUACGAGAAACUCCCGCAAGAGGACGUGGACGAGCAGGUGAAGAAGGAGAGGAAGUGGUGGUCUGACCGAAGCAUUAACGAGGAGAAAAUCGACAACAAAAAGAACGAAAUCACCGAGAAGCACAUGGAGAUGAAGGAAAAACAGAAACUCGAAGAUAAAAAGAAAACAAUAAAAGACGCAAGGCUAUAAAUUGAUUUUCCAAGAGGGCUCAAUUAGUCAAUUAGUUUAGUCAAUUGCGCUAUGUAAUCCACGGGAAAUCCUCGGAAAGUCGGUAGUACUAGACGAUGGUUGGUGUCACGGCCCUCUUAGCCUUCUCCCAGUCCCUCUUCUUGUUAAUCCUAGAUUUCGAAUACCGCUAUUUAAAACCGCUUGUGAAGGCCAAUUUUAAUAACGACUUGUAUAUCAGCCCGAUCCAAAUACUAUACGAUCAUUCUGUAUAUGAACAAAGUGGUCUCUACUAGAGUAGGCAAAUACAUAUCUAAUAAUGAAUUCGACGAAAUCAAAAUAUUUUUAACAAUAAUGGUCUAACGGUACAAAUAUCCACGCUCGUUUGUUUGUAUACAGACUGAGGAGUAAUUUCAAAUGUUGGCAAUAAUAUUGAAAUACAUAUUAGGAAUAUUGUACUUAGCGCUGGUUACGACCCUGUAUCAUAUAGAACUUUAAUUUUGUAAGAGUAGACGUGUUGUAUUGUUGUGGUUAGUACAUUUCAAAUAAAGUUGAAAAUUAA
Molecule: messenger RNA, 1784 nt
Organism: Tribolium castaneum (red flour beetle)
Lineage: Eukaryota; Metazoa; Arthropoda; Insecta; Coleoptera; Tenebrionidae
Exons: 6
Coding region: 245-1246 (333 amino acids)
Biological process (GO): protein autoubiquitination
Molecular function (GO): ubiquitin-protein transferase activity
Source: RefSeq, a predicted model, not a curated record